Messenger RNA from Heteronotia binoei (common prickly gecko), 5486 nucleotides. It is a transcript of the gene SRF, whose product is annotated as serum response factor. The coding region runs from base 192 to 1733 and encodes 513 amino acids. The transcript has 7 exons. NCBI's taxonomy places the organism in Eukaryota, Metazoa, Chordata, Lepidosauria, Squamata, Gekkonidae. Gene Ontology annotation, biological process: positive regulation of transcription by RNA polymerase II. Gene Ontology annotation, molecular function: DNA-binding transcription factor activity, RNA polymerase II-specific; protein dimerization activity; serum response element binding. The record is from RefSeq and is a predicted model, not a curated record.
UAGCGCGGGGGGAGCCCCAGGCCGACGCAGGGUUUUACUGUAGUGUAGUGAGCAAGCGGAUAGGCAGGCGGGUGGCUACUACCCGGAGAGGGGGCCGGGCCGGAUCAGCCGGCGCUGGGGCCCCAUGGCAGCGCCGGCCUGACCCAACGCGCUAGUCCCGCUCGCGCUUCGUGGGAGGCAGCGGCGGUACCAUGCUCCCCAGCCAGGCCGGGGCCGGGAACGGCGCUGCUGCCCUGCCUCGGAGCUCAGUGAUGGGCAUGGCGCGGACAUCCUCCGGCCGGCCCGGCCCCGGGAUUCCUCGUGGAGCCAACGGCGGCGGCGGCGCAGGAAUCCGGGGCCCCGGCAAUGGGACAGGCCCGCCUAGUGGGCAGGGGCCGGUCGGGGGUCGCUUCGAGCGGGACCGGGACCCGGGGGUGGUGGCGGCGGCUGCAGUGGCCAGCGGGAGCGAAGGAGAUUCGGACUCGGGCGAAGAGGAGGAGCUGGUCGGCGAUCGGCGCGGCGUGAAGCGGACUUUGGGCGACAUGGAACUCGGGGUGGUGGUGGGGGCGGAGGCGGCGGCAGCGGGUGCGGUGGGAUGCUACGGCGGGGUGAGCGGAGCCGUGAGCGGCGCCAAGCCCGGGAAGAAGACCCGCGGCCGCGUCAAGAUCAAGAUGGAAUUUAUCGACAACAAACUACGGCGCUACACCACGUUUAGCAAGAGGAAGACGGGCAUCAUGAAGAAGGCCUAUGAACUUUCCACCCUAACGGGCACUCAGGUGUUGCUGCUGGUGGCCAGUGAAACAGGCCAUGUCUACACAUUUGCCACACGGAAGCUGCAGCCCAUGAUCACAAGUGAGACAGGGAAAGCGCUGAUCCAGACAUGCUUGAACUCACCUGACUCUCCUCCUCGGUCAGACCCAACCACUGACCAGCGCAUGAGCGCUACGGGCUUUGAGGAGACAGACCUCACUUAUCAGGUGUCUGAAUCGGACAGCAGCGGAGAAACAAAGGACACCUUGAAGCCUGCCUUCACAGUCACCAACCUGCCAGGGACAACGUCAACCAUCCAGACAGCACCCACCACCUCCACUUCCAUGCAGGUCAGCAGCGGUCCCUCGUUCCCCAUCACCAACUACCUAGCACCAGUGUCUGCCAGUGUCAGCCCCAACGCAGUCACCAGUGCCAACGGGACAGUGCUGAAAACCACUGGAACCAGCGCAGUAGCUUCUGGAGGGCUAAUGCAGAUACCCACUGGCUUUACGCUCAUGUCAGGGAGUACUGUGGCUCAGCAAGUUCCUGUGCAAACCAUCCAGCUGCAUCAGGCCCCCCAGCAGACGUCUCCCACAACUGAUAGCAGCACUGACCUCACUCAGACUUCUUCCAGCGGGACAGUGACCCUGCCAGCAACUAUCAUGACUUCAUCGGUGCCAACCACAGUGGGAGGCCACAUGAUGUACCCCCCUCACACAGUGAUGUAUACUCCUACAUCAGGCCUCACGGAUGCUGGACUUGCUGUUCUCAACGCCUUCUCUCAGGGGCCAUCAGCAAUGCAGGUUUCACAUGGGCAGGUCCAGGAGCAGGGUGGAGUCCCUCAGGUGUUCUUGACAGCCCCAUCAGGGACAGUUCAGAUCCCAGUCUCAGCUGUCCAGCUUCAUCAGAUGGCUGUGAUUGGGCAGCAAUCCAGCAGCAGCACCAACUUGACGGAGCUGCAGGUGGUCAACUUGGAUACAUCACAUAGUUCCAAGAGUGACUGAAGACCUCUGAGGACCUGGGAGGGGCUGGGGGAGGAGCAUGUGUACCUGGCACCCACACCUGCAGCAUCAGCUACCAGCUUCGUGCUGUGUACAGCCCCAGAAUCAAGUAUGCUCCUGAAGCUGCACCCCCGGCACCAGGAUUUUGGCGGUCCCUAUUUUUGUGCGGAAUCCGUCACUUAUUUAUUGUUGCCUUUUUCACGUUUUCUUCUCUCACACUUUACAUACACGCACAGACAUAAACACACACAAACACGCAUAUUAAUGUCGCUGCAAGGUCAGAAGGAGGGAACUAAGCACGGGCUACGAGGGGGGUGGCUUUGUUGUGUUUCAACGCUGCAUUUACUGUUGUCUUUUCUCCCUGACUCCCCGCCUCCCCCAGCCAAAGAACCUGUGUCUCACAGGUGGGAGAGUUUGCGCUGCCAUGUAUAUAAGCCUCCUUCUGUUUUUCCGUUACUGGAGUGAGAGUGUAUUCUGUCACUCCCCCUUCCGUCCCCACCACUGAAUGAACUUCCCUUCCUGGUGUCUUGUCACCAGGCACAGCAAUAGGGGCUGUGGAGGAGAAGAUGGAACAGAGAAGGGCUUGAAAGCAUCAAAGGAAGCCUUUCUUGUCAGAGUCAGGCAUCUCUCUUUUUAAACACCAUGCUGGGGCAAAAAGGGCUCCCUCUUCCCUCAAAGUUCAGGACCUCCAAGCUGGCUGCAGCGUUGUGCCUUCAAGCAAUCAUUGACUGCAUUGUGGGCUGGCCACAGUGUCGGUGGCCUGCCUUCAUUUUUAGCUUGUUUCUUGCCAGAAUCUCCCUCCCCCACCAUGUUCUGCUGAGGUGGCUGCAAGUGGGGUGUGUGUGGGGGGGCACAGAAGGCAAAGCAUCUUCAGCAUACCUCCCCUAAGUUGUUCCUCUCUCAGAAUGUUUGAUUGACAAAACAAAAACAACCUGAUAGUUGGCUGCAUGGUAUAUAAACGUCUAACUUUUUGCCUGUUGAGUUUGGCAACAUAACACAUUUCAUUGCCAAAAAGGGGUUUUGUUAACCUCAUGUUGCCCUUCACAGAAGCACAUUCAGCCGCUCUGAAGCCCAGUACCUGCAGUUGCUCAUAGCCUUUUGGUGGUCAUCCACCUCAGGCAGGUUCUGUUGUUACUGUUGCUGGCAGUUUCCUCUGGGAAAGAGGAGGAAUUGAUCCACAGUCCUUUUGAAUUGGGGAGUGUUGUAAAGGAAGGGAGUGGAAAAUAAAGAGAGAGAGCUCUAUUUUUGUAACUUUUAAACUUGAUUAAAAGCCUUCCCAAGCAGUUGUGCAUAAUACUGAGGCAUUACUAGCCAGGGGCGCAAUAAUCAAAGUUGGUCCACAGCUUUUCAGGCAGCCUGAACCAUUGUUGCAUCAUUGUCAACAUGUUCAAUACAUAUCUGCCAGGAGGCCCUUGGUCCUUCCUUGGAAUGGGAUGGAUAGGACAAGGCAGGCUUAGCCCAGGGCCGAUGAGGGAAAUCCUUUCCCCGUGUGGCAAAAGUGGGAAGUACAGAAGUGGUGGCAGCUACUGUUGAGUCCUUGUGUUUUUUUGUUUUAAACUCCCUGUCACGUUGCUUCAGCAUGUGGCUUGGGGUGAACAAAUGCAAAAAUGGGGAAAAAGGGAAAGCUGCAGGGCUACUGAGUCUGCAAGGGAGAACUGGAGAGUACUUUGUGCCUCUCAUUGGGAGUGCCAAAGUCUCCCAUGCUAGAGAAGUUGUGCUGUUGGAGAGAUGCUUGCAAACAAUCAUGCACUUCAUUCUAACCAAACAGGAAGUGGUAAGGGGAAGGAGUGUUUCAUCCUUUCCACAGGAAAACAAGGAGUAUCUUGCAGCAAACAGCUUUGUGGUUUUGCCCCCAAGGGCCAGCUGUGGAGCAAGGAGGCUGCAGACUUUUUAGAGGAAAGGAAGCAGCUACUGUAAUUUUUUUCUUUCAUUUUUUUAAUUAAAAGAAACAAAAAACAAAAGAAGCCUUGAAAAAAAAGACUUUAUUUUUCUAAGUGUUAAACUCAGUAUUUAUGUAAUUCUUAAAGGAAUUAAAGUCUGGCUCCUGUACAGUUUUCAUGGGGUUUGUACUGGGUGGGGUGGGAUAAGAAAUGGGCCAUGGAAGGGUGGGGAGGGGAAAAGGAGAGGAAAAGGGGCCUUUGUAUUGUAACCUUUUGAAAUUAUUUCCAUGAACAUUAGCGUUUAAACUAGUCUCCUGUUUCAAGCUCCUGGAUAUGGCUUGGUGGGAGGGUUGAACCAAUGUGGGAAGGAAGUUGUAGAUUUGCAUUGGCUGGUUUGCUUCGGUCAGCAAAACUGAAACACUCAAGCCUAACCCCUGUUUGCAUCAACCUCUGUAUGUUUAGUAGCAAUUCUCUGGCAUCCAUGAGAGAAAGAGAGGCAGAUGGAAGGUGCCAAAGCAUCCUUUUGGCAACCCCCCCCUUUCCCCCCUCCAAGCAUGAUCAGGCCACAAAACCUCUGAACUUUACAAAAAUGCUCUUCUCAUUUGGCAGAGAAGGCAGUACAGGAGUGGUGGUGGCUACUGUUGAAUUGAUGUGCUUUCUGAAAACUGGUGUUGCUUCAUCAUGUGGCUUGAGCAAAUGAAAACAACAACAAAAAGUGUUUAACAAUUCUACUGUUGCCUGACAGUGUUCCUGUGCAAUGAUUUAAAGAUCAUUAUUUACACACUUCUGCAUUCUUACAAGUGCAACCCAAAUUCAGUUCUGCUUGCCUGCCCGCCCUGCAGGCUGCAACAUCUCCAUAGAACUGGGAAAUUAAUACUGUGGUUGUGAUUUGAGCUGAACAAUCUCUCCUUCCAUCAUUAAAAUAUUUUCUCCUGAAAAUACAUAGAUGCCAGAAAUCAGGGUUUUUAAAACCCCGUUUCCAUUGCAGAGCUUUAUGUUUCAGUCUUUUUGAUGAGUGUUUGGAUUCAAAGAAACAUGGCAUCUUGAGCAAAUACAGAGCAUUUUUACCAAGUAAUAGUUUAUCACUGUGUAUAUUGGAACUAUUUUGUUAAACUAGUGAUCUCUAUCAAUCUGUCAAAUUAUGAGAAUUUCACUACACCUGUGUAUUGAAUCAGAAAUCUUGGGUGGCAGGAGAUGAGUAAAAUUUUCCACAUGACAGGUUGAUAUAACAUUCAAUCAAUUCCCAAGCAUGUGGGUAAGCGUGUUCCUUGGUAAAUAGGCAAAAUGUCUUCACGCAGUGUGGAAUGAAAAAGCAUGAAGGAAAACUACAUUGAGUGUGCAAUCCUUUUGUUUCAAGAGGAAAUCUUAUGAAAUAUUAUAGUGAUGCUAUUUGAGACAGAGGUGUACUGUCAAAGCAGUAAUUCUCUAAUCAUCAUGUUGCCAACAUGGUGAUCUCUGCCAAGUGUAGCAUCUGUGUUCUGCUCUGAAUUUCUCUGCAGACCUUCUUUUGACUUCCAGGGCUGCAGAUCUUGCUUUGGGAAGUCCUCCACCUCAGUCAGGAAGUUGCGCUCCUUCAAUAAAGUACCUGCAGAAUAAACGCUAAUGUUGCAUGUAAUUUAAAGUGUUGACUUGUAAGAACACUUAUCAGGGAAGAAAUGGCAUUUAUUGUGUGGUGAUCUUUUUUUAGUUCACUUUACAGAUUGUUUGGGGGGGGGUUGUGUGUGUGCGUGUGUGUGCGUUCGUGUGAGUGUGGGGUUUGUUAAUUUCCAGGGUUGUGUUUCUGGAAGGAUGUGACAGUAAUCGCAGUACUAUGUACAGAGCUUUCUUUUGUAUUAAAAAAAUACUCUUUCAAUAAAUGUAUCAUUUUGUGCACAGA